AUGGGCGCUGCUCGCGACAAAUGCGCUCACACUGUCGAUGGAGUGUCCGGUACCAUUGCUGAGGCAUGGGGACAAGGGUACAUGGUCGGCGGCCUGGUUGUCCUCAUGCUGUUGACCCUCGCAAGCUUCCGCCGCCAUGUACUUCUACAUAAGCUCAUUCUUGCCGAGCUUAUCCUCGCUACUUUCCGUGGGACAUACAUAUUCUUCAGUGGACCCAAUGCCGGAUGGUACUCCAGUUGCACGUCUGUGCUGCUGUACAUUUCGUACAACCUUCACAAUGUCAUCAACUGGAUCAAGAUCAAACCCUUCCUAAGUAGAACCGGACAUUGGGUCUAUCUCAGCACGCUCAUAUUGGUGUGGCCGUACUGGAUCGUGGAGUGUUACUUCCUAUUUCAAUAUAACAACAACCUCGGUAGCGAUUACUUCGUUCACUUGCGACCGUGGGAGUUCCUCUGCCGGGAACCGUGGUGGCUAUUCACGACCGGCUACCUAAUAUACAUCAUCAAGCGCGCCUACGAUUGCAGUAUCGUCCACCUUAUCCGCACGAGUGGGAAGUUCCUGGUUCUACUGUCGUCCAUGGCCUUGUCGAUCGGCUUCAUCAUUGCCGAUGUUGUUAUCGUUCUUGUCAUUGAUACGCCAUGCCGUGGGAAGAACCCACUGUGGAAGAUCGCAUUCAUAUUCAAGUGUACGGCCGAUGUGAUCGUCCUCGACGACUUCAAGUCAGUGCUAGAUCGGAUCUCUGUGCGAGGGUCCACGUCUUCCGGGGACAGCCUCGGCGUGAAAGAAGACCGAGACAUCCCGCAGCAUAUCGAGGCUGUAUGUCCUAGAGAUACUGGCUCGCGACGACAAGGCAUAGCAUCGAUGGACUGGUUCGACGACAUUCAAGUCGUGUGA
Molecule: messenger RNA, 894 nt
Organism: Paraphaeosphaeria sporulosa
Lineage: Eukaryota; Fungi; Ascomycota; Dothideomycetes; Pleosporales; Didymosphaeriaceae
Exons: 2
Coding region: 1-894 (297 amino acids)
Source: RefSeq, a predicted model, not a curated record